Emys orbicularis (European pond turtle) is the source of this 3605-nucleotide messenger RNA. It is a transcript of the gene IRS2, whose product is annotated as insulin receptor substrate 2. The transcript has 2 exons. The coding region runs from base 1 to 3477 and encodes 1158 amino acids. Gene Ontology annotation, molecular function: phosphatidylinositol 3-kinase binding; insulin receptor binding. NCBI's taxonomy places the organism in Eukaryota, Metazoa, Chordata, Testudines, Emydidae. Gene Ontology annotation, cellular component: cytosol; plasma membrane. The record is from RefSeq and is a predicted model, not a curated record. Gene Ontology annotation, biological process: insulin receptor signaling pathway.
AUGGCGAGCCCCACGCUGCUGGGGCUGCUGCCCCCCCUGAACUCCCCUCCUGGUCCUAACCUCAACAACAACAACAACCACCAGAGCGUGAGGAAAUGCGGCUACCUGCGCAAGCAGAAGCACGGGCACAAGCGCUUCUUCGUGCUCAGGGGACCCGGCGGCAGCGGGGAGGAGCAGCCGGGGGCGGGGGGCGCCCGGUUGGAGUACUACGAGAACGAGAAGAAAUGGAAGAACAAGUCGGGGGCUCCCAAGCGGGUGAUCGCGCUGGAUUCCUGCCUCAACAUCAACAAGCGAGCGGACGCCAAGCACAAGUACCUGAUCGCCCUCUACACCAAGGACGAGUACUUCGCCGUGGCGGCCGAGAACGAGCAGGAGCAGGAGGGCUGGUACCGGGCCCUCACCGAUCUGCUCAACGAGGGCAAAGCCGCCUGCCAGAGUUCCCCGCUCCGCCACCUCUCCUCGCCCUUCUCCUCCUGCAGUGGCGCCGCCUCCUCCCUGGCCGGCGGCUGCGAGGACCUCAACUACGGGCUGAUCGCCCCGGCCAGCGCUGCCUACCGGGAGGUCUGGCAGGUGACGCUGAAGCCCAAGGGCCUGGGGCAGAGUAAGAACCUGACCGGGGUGCACCGGCUCUGCCUCUCCGCUCGCACCAUCGGCUUCGUGCGCCUCAACUGCGAGCUGCCCUCGGUCACGCUGCAGCUGAUGAACAUCCGCCGCUGCGGCCACUCCGACAGCUUCUUCUUCAUGGAGGUGGGGCGGUCGGCGGCCACCGGGCCCGGCGAGCUCUGGAUGCAGGCGGACGACUCGGUGGUGGCGCAGAACAUCCACGAGACCAUCCUGGGGGCCAUGAAGGCGCUGAAGGAGCUGUCCGAGUUCCGGCCCCGCAGCAAGAGCCAGUCCUCCUCGUCCUCCUCCUCCGGGGGCGCCGGCGGCCCCGGAGCCUCCUCCACUCAUCCCAUCACUGUGCCCGGCCGCCGGCACCACCACAUGGUCAACCUGCCGCCCAGCCAGACCGGUCUGCUGCGCCGCUCCCGCACAGACAGCCUGGCGGCCGGGGCCAGCGCCGGCACCAAGGGCACCCCGGGCCGGGUACGGACGGCCAGCGAAGGGGAUGGCUGCAGAGCGGGCUCGGUCGCCGGCAGCCCCAUGAGCCCCGGCCCGGUGCGGACUCCCUUGAGCCGCUCGCACACUCUUAGUAGCGGCGGCAAGUCCGGGGGGAAGCUGGGGCCGGUGCCCCCCGGGGGCGGCCUGCAGAAUAGUCGCUCCAUGUCUAUGCCCGUGUCUCACUCGCCCCCUUCCGCCACCAGCCCGAUCAGCCUCUCCUCAAGCAGCGGGCUCGGCUCCGAGCCCCCCCAACCGCAGCGCCCGUCCAGCGGCAGCGCCUCCGUGUCCGGCUCCCCCAGCGACCCGGGCUUCAUGUCCUUCGAUGAAUACGGCUCCAGCCCGGGCGGCGACCUGCGGCCCUUCUCCACCGCCAGCAACCGCAGCAACACGCCCGAGUCCAUCGCCGAGACCCCUCCGGUGCGGGACCCCGGGGGCGGCGCGGACCUGUACAGCUACAUGGCCAUGGAGCGGCCCCAGAGCGGCCGGCUCUGCUACCGGCCCUGCCCGGACUCGGCGGGGGACAAGGGCCCCAGGAAGCGGACUUACUCGCUGACCACGCCAUGCCGCCAGCGGCCCGCCCCCCCGCAGGUCUCCUCCGCCUCCCUGGACGAGUACACCCUUAUGCGGGCCACCUUCGCCGGCAGCUCCGGCCGCCUCUUCCCCGCGGCCUCCCCUAAAGUGACCUACACCCCCUACCCCGAGGACUACGGGGACAUCGAGAUCGGCUCCCACCGCAGCUCCGGCAGCAGCAGCACCAACCUGGGGCCGCCGGCAGGGGGCGGCGGAGGAGGGGACGACGGCUACAUGCCCAUGACCCCUGGGGUGGCCACGGCUUUGGGGCCGGGCAGCCGGGGCGGCGAUGACUACAUGCCCAUGAGCCCCACCAGCGUGUCCGCCCCCCAGCAGAUCCUGCAGCCCCGGGCCGGGGCGGGCGGCGGCUCGCCGGGGAACGGCAGCGGCGGCUACAAGACCAGCUCCCCCGGGGAGAGCUCCCCAGACGACAACGGCUACAUGCGCAUGUGGGGCGGCUCCCGGCUGUCGGUGGAGAGCUCGGACGGGAGGCUGAGCGGCGGCGACUACAUCAACAUGUCCCCGCACGGGCCGCCCGCCGCCUCGCUCACCCCGCCCGACUUCUUCUUCGCCCCGGCUCAGGGCGGCGGAGACCCGCCGAAGGCCGCCUACGCCUGCAGCUCCCUGCCCCGCUCCUGCCAGGAGCCGGCCAAGGACAGUGACCAGUACGUGUUCAUGAGCUCCCCGGGCAGGCUGAUCCCGGAGGAGCCGGCCUGCGGCGUGCGCCCCGCCGCCCCCUCCAGCCACACGGUGCCUUCCCCGCUGCGGCACAGCCGGACCGAGAGCUUCCGGAGCCAGCGGAGCCCGCGGGCGGUCCGGCCCAGCCGCCUGGCCCUGGACACCCUGCGGACGCUGCUGCCCAGCAUGCACGAGCACCCCCUGCCGCCCGAGCCCCAGAGCCCCGGCGAGUACAUCAACAUCGACUUCGGGGAGGCGGCGGCAGCCGACUCGCCGCCCUCCCUGCCGGCCGACAGCCCGGCCUCCUCGCUGGGCUCGGGCGCCGGGCGGAGGCGCUCCCCCCUCUCCGACUACAUGAACAUCGACUUCGGCUCGCAGGCGGGCCCGGUGUCGGUGGGCUCCCUGGAGGCGCUCUCCCCGGAGUCCUGCGCCAGCCGCGGCCGGCCUGACGGGCUCUACCUGCAGGCGGCGGUGGGGGUGGCCUGCCUGUCCAGCCCGCCCGACGGGGGGGAUUACACCGAGAUGACCUUCGGCAUGGCCGCCACCCCGCCCCAGCCCAUCGCCCAGAAGCCAGAAAGCGCCCGGGUCACCAGCCCCACGGCCGGGGUGAAGAGACUCACCCUGGCCGGGGUGGAAGCUUUCAUCCUCUCCAGCCCGCCCCCAGACCCCAACCGCGGGGCCAAGGUCAUCCGGGCGGAUCCCCAGGGGCGCCGGCGGCACAGCUCGGAGACUUUCUCCUCCACCACCACUGUGACCCCCGUGUCUCCUUCCUUUGCACAUAACCCCAAACGGCACAACUCGGCCUCGGUGGAGAACGUGUCUCUCAGGAAAAGCGAAGGCCUGGAGGAGGAGCAGGGCAGCAGCCCCAUGUGCCGGGAGACCUCCGCCGGCUUCCAGAACGGCCUCAACUACAUCGCCAUAGACGUGGUGGAUGGGAGCCUGGCGAACUGUGACAAAGUCAGACCCAAAGGCAGGCACCCCAUGAAUGGGGACAUCAAUGGAGUUGAGACCAGCGCCUAUGCCAGCAUAGAUUUCCUAUCCCACAACCUGAAAGAAGCAACUCUUGUAAAAAAAAAAAACCAAAGUUCAUUCUAUUUGGUUUAUCAGGAAAUUAAUAUUUCAAUGUAAAAUCAUAGUCAGUUCAAAUACUUGCCCAUGUCUAUAGAUAUAUUUUAUUAUGUAGGUAAAUAUUGUGUUUGAGUUUUUGUCUCUUUAACAGAAUUAAUCAUGUGACUUUAAAAAUAAAGAUGCAUUGG